GUGGUUAUGUACUCUGUGCGGUGUGCUCUAAACUCUUUACUCUGACUGUGUUAUAAACUUCCUACGAAAUAAUAGCUUAAAUUCACAUUUCAGUUUUCACAAACUGAAUUGCAUUAUUGCAAAUAUAGGUAGAUAAUAUUUAUUAGGCAUUAGAUCUGUGAUCUAUGUUUAUGCCUUUUAAUAAUUGCCACUAUUGCCUUCAUUGUAAUUUGUCUAUUUCAUUUAUCGUUGUAAUUUUAUAAAACUUAAAAUGAAAUCGAAAAAGCGUCACCAUGAUAGUUCAGAGGAAUCUGAGGAGUCGGAUGCUAGUAUAAAAUCUAGCAGUUCGUCCGACAGUGAUAGUGAUGAUUCUUCACUAUCGGAACAUCGACAUAAGAAGAAAAGAAAACGUGCUGAAUCUUCAGAUUCAGAUAGUAACAGCGAUGACCAGAAACGUGUGAAGAAACGCAAGCACAAGAAAAAGAAGAAGAAGCAUAACAAGAAAAAGCGUCGAUCACAAUCAUAUGACGAUGUUUCCGACGAUGCUAUUUCUAUUAGCGAAGGUGAAAUCUCUCCUAAGAAAAAGAAAAAGCACAAACAUAAGCAUUCCAAACGAUCUCAGAGUUCCGUCAGUGGAGAUGAAGAUUAUGACAACAAGUCCGAGCGUCGCUUGCAUAGCGUCGUAAAAGAACGUAGACCAUCUUCAGAAGAAGGUAUUCAACCAUCUCGGACAUAUUACCAAAAAGAAUAUCAUAGAUCGGCUUCUGGUGAAGAUUAUGUACGUGAACCUCAGAAGUACUACCAGGAAUCAAGUAGACCGCGUCACCACGAGUACCAGGACAGUUACAACUAUGAUCGAGACAGGAACGAAAGAUUUGCACCACAAGAUGAAAAGUUCGAAAGACAGAGGGACAAAUAUCGUCAAAAUGCACCUUUCGUUCCCAAUGAAGAAUACAGUGGACGGCAAAGGGAUUAUGAUGAAUACAAAAGGAAUCCCAGAUAUGAAGAUCAAAGGAGGGAUGAAGACCAUUAUAGGAGGGAAAGAGAUGUGCCAUAUGAGUCUAGAGAAGACAUGAGAGGAAAUAAUAGAUACAAUCGUUACGAAAGGGCUCCCAAACGGCGAGAAUUUGGCGAAGCACGAGAUUAUCGUGAGAGACGGGGACCAGCCGAGCCCGACCGUUACCGCGACAAGGACAGAUUGCAAGAAGACAGAUACUCACCAGAAAGGAGCCGAGACGUUCGUCGCGAGAGACCCGGCAGAAGCGACAAACCGCCGGUUCCAGUUCGUGGGGAUCACUCGACUUCCAAGAGUCCCGAAGAUCGGUACAGGGACACGAGAAGACGGGAGCGAACGGCGGAGAGGGAAGAGAAAGCGGAGAGAGGGAAGAGAGCGGAGAGAAGCGAAGGGGGGGAGCGGGAGGAGAGGCCGCGCGAGCGCUCCCGCGACGAGCGCCGCGACCGCCCGGCCCACCGCAAGUCCAGAUUUGAAAACGCAAGCGACAAUAAGGAAUAUACAUGGGGUAAGACCGAAGUAAAGAACGAGAACGAUAAAAACCCGGGGGACAAAGAGAAACCGAACUUUGGUUUGUCUGGAAAACUAACCGCGGAUGCGAAUACCGUCAACGGCGUCGUCAUAAAGUAUACCGAGCCCGACGACGCCAAGCAGCCGAAGCGACGCUGGAGGUUCUACCCGUUCAAGGGCGACAAGGCGCUGCCGAUCCUGUACAUCCACCGCCAGUCGUGCUUCGUGAUCGGGCGCGACAAGAAGGUGGUGGACAUCGCGCUGGAGCACCCGUCCAUCAGCAAGCAGCACGCCGCGCUGCAGUACCGCGCCACGCCCUUCGCGCGCGCCGACGGCUCGCAGGCGCGCCGCGUGCGCCCCUACCUCGUGGACCUGGAUUCGGCAAACGGUACAUUUGUAAACAACAAGAAAGUGGAGCCGCGCCGCUACGUGGAGCUGCUGGAGAGGGACGUCGUCAAGUUCGGUUUCUCGCAGCGGGAGUACGUCCUGUUGCACGAAAACAGCAAAGAUGACGCCCAGGAUGACGAUCAGGAGCCGAACCUGGCUCUCGCCACCACGGACCAGAUCAAGCAGGAGAAGAGGGCUCAGGAGGUGGCGGCGGCCGACGGAGAGUAGAUUUAUAUUAUCAUUGUUUAAAGUGAACUGUUCGAUUAAUAAACUUCAGCAGUUCACACUUCAUAGACGUGAGUUAUUAUAUCACUUAUAAUAACUAAGUUAUCAAAAUAGUUUCCUUUUCUAUUAUAGCUUAGAUGAUUUAUCUUAGGAGUUGGUUAAACGGGCAGGCCGAUUAGCUGAUUGCGAAAAUGUUUAAAGAAUAUGGAAAUACGGUAUCCCGUUGAGCAUAUUUUAAUCUAUGCUUUUGUUAUCGGUAGAGAUUUGUUUAAUUUUUAUUAGUAGCGCGUAGACGAUCACUAAUAAAUCAAUCUCUAUUAAAGAUGCUAAAUUAUAUAUUGUAGUUGUAGCCAAUUAGUGCAUAUUGACGUACUUUAAUGUUCAAAUAUUUGCAAACGAAUAUAAAAUAUUUCUACACAUUUGGUAGAGUCACAGAAUAUUAUUUUUGACAGAUUUUAAUAGGUAUAAAUAUCAUUCUCGACGAGUAGUAUAUCCAAUAGUUUAGUUUAAGGCGAAUAGGAGUAAAUGAAACGCUACGUUACUGUUACAUACGACGUCUCCGAUUUAUUAAAAACAGAUCAUAGAAGAACCAUCUACAUAUUUUUGUUAAAAUAAGUUCUAGCAAUAAAAUAAAUGCAUAACUAUUAUGA
Molecule: messenger RNA, 2763 nt
Organism: Vanessa tameamea
Lineage: Eukaryota; Metazoa; Arthropoda; Insecta; Lepidoptera; Nymphalidae
Product: smad nuclear-interacting protein 1
Exons: 12
Coding region: 251-2116 (621 amino acids)
Biological process (GO): miRNA processing
Cellular component (GO): nucleus
Molecular function (GO): mRNA binding; protein binding
Source: RefSeq, a predicted model, not a curated record